UUCUUACUUCGGUUCACUGCGCGUGCGUUCGGCGCUGUUCCUUGGUAUCUGGCAUCAGGAAUCGUUGCUUACUCGGAUUGCAUUCCUCUUCAAGGCAUACUGCUAGCUUCUGACACUUUGAAGGCUUGAAAUGAACCGAGCUUCGGAUUAACAAUUUUCGUAGUUGACAGCUUUUCAUUGGCUUUUUUGUGGUCUUUUCCACUACAAUCCUAUUUUUCCAUUAAUAAGUGACUACGUGUGUUCUUAACUAUCCGAUUAUUCAAAUUGUCUUGGAGACCAUAGCUCUUAUUGUGAUUGCUUACGGGUGUCUGAUACACUUCCUUUACUCGACUUCGCAUCGCUUUUACCAACGCCAACCUUGUUGACACCGCCAUCUGCAUUCCAGGUUACUAUCUCGGCCAGUUGGGAGUAUGGGUGAGGUAGAAGCCCUUAUCGGCUUCAAGGAUCUAGCCGAGAAUGAUACGAAAUACGCAUCUCUGCUACACGAUUCUACUUGCCUCCAUGGCCUAGUAUUGCUGCUUUCGAACAAUAAUCACGAGAUUGUGCUGCAUGUGCUGCAGAUCUUGCUCACCUUGUCCAAACGACCUCGUGGUUCAAGCAUCCUGAGUCGUGUUUUGGGUUUGUCUGAACAGCUCAAUUCUUUGAUGAAUCGAACAACAGUACAAGUAGCUAACGAAGAAGACGUGAUCGUUACUCUUGCCAAGCAUCUGUACGAACAAGUUUUUGUCACAAGAGAUGACCGGCUGAAGAAUAAGGAAAUGCUUGAACCUAUGACACACCUAAAGCCGAAGACCGUAGCUCUUCGUCUGUAUGGUGUCCAGCAUGACACUGACAUCGAAGCGAUCCGGCAUGCUCUUCUGAGGAUUCGUGGAGUGGUUAGUAUCACGUUCCAGCUACAUAAAAAUCGUGUUAUCGUUUGCACUGUACCUGAUCUGAAUCCAGAGGUUUUGCUGCAAGCUGUGCGUUCGGCCAGUAGCUUCCACGAUGGCGCGGAUACUGCAAGAGACUCCGCCUUCUCAGAAACGGAUCAGUCAUUUGGGAAAGGAGUCAAAGCCAAGAUAAUCCGAAAGCGUAGCGAAAUUCAUCGGACCGGUUCUUUCAUUCAAGGCCGAAGAGCGACAUCAAGAAGGGAAUCACUGCCAGUGCCUGAAAUGCCAGCCUACUUGGAGGAGAAUGCAGAUCUUUUCGAAGUGGAUGAGAGCCGAGCGGCUCCUAAACUGAGAACACAAGUUUGUACCAAUGACGGAACGGAUGGUGAUGGACUGGUUUCAAGGUUAUCGAGUUUUCUUGAACGUUCAUUUUUCUGGUAAACUUUUGACCUCUUCGUUGCAGUUAUAUUUUUCCAGAUAAAUGCACAGUUUUCAAUGAUAUCAGAUAUUUAUUUCUUAUAAAG
Molecule: messenger RNA, 1393 nt
Organism: Dicrocoelium dendriticum
Lineage: Eukaryota; Metazoa; Platyhelminthes; Trematoda; Plagiorchiida; Dicrocoeliidae
Source: the annotation of a GenBank genome assembly